Molecule: messenger RNA, 3385 nt
Organism: Myxocyprinus asiaticus (Chinese sucker)
Lineage: Eukaryota; Metazoa; Chordata; Actinopteri; Cypriniformes; Catostomidae
Product: heparan sulfate glucosamine 3-O-sulfotransferase 3A1-like
Exons: 2
Coding region: 438-1646 (402 amino acids)
Molecular function (GO): [heparan sulfate]-glucosamine 3-sulfotransferase activity
Source: RefSeq, a predicted model, not a curated record
ACAGUGCAUUCAACGUUUACCAGAACUUAAAUCAUUUUAGAGAGAAAAAAAAAAAAAAAAAAAAAAAAAAAAAAAAGUGGAUUGAAUAACAUUUUGCUUUGUUUUUAGUUUUGACAUGUUGAAGGGGUUCGGAUCUCUCUCAUAUUAAUACUUUUGGAUUAAAAAGUACCAAAUAACUAAAUGUGACGUAUUUUGCACGAAUUCAUCUCAUUUAAAAUAAUUUGCAGUCUGCUCAUUGUUUAUUCAAAAUAGCGAUUUAACGACAAUCUAUAUAAGGACCACGAGCUUCACGGAUGCGCGAGAGUUUACUUUGGAGAGCAGGGCGCGAGCGAACACCAAUCCACUUUCUCGUGCUCAUUUUGGGUUUUUUAUGACAAGACCGAAUAAUGCCAGUGUAGCAUGGCUCUCUCUCCAGCUCUUGCCACCUGUGGACCGACAUGGCAUUUAGUCGCGUCUUUUCGGACCCUCCGUCCAAGAGCAUCUUCAAGACAUUCGCGGUCAUGCUGCUGUCCAUACUCGCCUCUCUUUUCUUUCUCCACUGCCUCACAGACCGAUACGGGACCUGCACACCCACUGAGAAAAGAGACACGGGUCUUGAUGAGGGAUUUUACGCCUCUGAACUAAAAGACUUUGGGUCGCUGAGGAGAAAGAGACUUCUUCAAAAAUGGACCUCCACGAAACCUUUGGUGAUGAGGCACCACAGCUUGAUCCAUCAGCUCGCGAGUGUCGGUGAAGAGGAUUUACCUGAACUUAAGGCAGAUAAACGACUUUCUCAGUCAAACAUCAAGGUGUUAAACUCUGUGGAUGUAGAUUUAGAGGCUGGAGGCUCGUAUUUUAAUGCAGGGAAAUUAAGUUCGUUGGGUGAGGGCAGUAAGAAGCUGCCUCAGGCGAUCAUCAUAGGUGUGAAGAAAGGCGGGACGCGCGCGCUGCUGGAGUUUCUGCGCGUGCAUCCCGAUAUCCGCGCGGUCGGAGCAGAGCCUCACUUUUUCGAUCGUAACUAUGACAACGGACUUGACUGGUACAGAGACCUAAUGCCUAAGACUCUGGAGGGCCAAAUCACCAUGGAAAAAACACCAAGCUACUUUGUGACCCGUGAGGCUCCAGCUCGGAUCUAUGCCAUGUCCCGUGACACCAAGCUGAUCGUGGUGGUCCGGGACCCCGUCACGCGAGCCAUCUCCGACUACACACAAACAUUGUCCAAGAAGCCUGACAUUCCCUCUUUUGGGAGCCUUACCUUCAAAAACAGGUCUACAGGGUUGAUAGACACCUCGUGGAGCGCCAUUCAGAUUGGCAUCUAUGCUAAGCACCUGCACAACUGGCUGCAGUUCUUCCCCAUGGGUCAGAUUCUGUUUGUGAGUGGAGAACGUCUCAUUAAUGACCCGUCCGGAGAGCUGGGCCAUGUGCAGGACUUCCUGGGUCUCAAGAGGAUCAUCACAGACAAACACUUCUACUUCAACCAGACCAAGGGCUUUCCUUGUCUCAAGAAGGCUGAGGGCAGCAGCAAGCCCCAUUGCCUGGGCAAAACCAAAGGGAGGACUCACCCAAACAUUCACCCUGAGGUAGUGCAGAGACUUAGAGACUUCUACAGGCCAUUUAACAUGAAGUUCUACCAGAUGACAGGCAGGAAAUUUGGCUGGGAUGAUUGACAACAGUUUAUGUUGAACAAUGGGGUUAGACUAUAGAGAAAGACACUUGAUUAAAGGGUCACCUCACUAUGACUACACCAGCAACAGGAAUAUGUACCAUUUCCUGUCUCUGCAAAUUACCAAAAAGUUGUCCAAUCUGGCUGGGGAGAAAUUAUAGAAAAAGUGUGCACAUCCAACCCAAGUUGUAUACUGAUCUAGGACACAAUGCAACAAAUGUAGAAAAAACAAACUUUGCUGGAAAAACUGUUUAUUUGCAGGUCUGACACCAGCUAAGACCAGCAAACCAGCUUAGGCCGUUUUUCAGCAUGGAAUAUCCACACACUAUUAUUAUUAGUCCAAAUUUUAUUCAACAAAUGUGACAUUUCGGCCUCUUAGGUCUUCAUCAAGCAAAAAUAUGAAGAUAAAAGUGAAAUUUGGAGGAAUAAUAACAGUGUAUGGAGAGAUUUACCAGUCUUGUCAUGGCCAUAUUUGUAAUUUCAACAGCCUUGUGUUACCUGAGGACCAUGGAGAGAAGCACUGCUUAGUCAAAGCACAGUGCUUUCUUGUAACAUAAAAGCUGGAACUAUGCAACAAUGCUCAGUGGGACUGUGAACUGUGAAAUAUCCAUUGUGUGUCUGGGGUUUGGAGAUCAAACCAGUCCACCUGCCAUAUUUAAUGUAGAGAAAGACUAGCUGCUUAUAUACUGUACACUCACUGAGCACUUUAUUCGGAACACUAUGGUCCCAAUAAAGUGCCCGAUGUGGUCUUCUGCUGUUGUAGCUCAUCUCCCUCAAGGUUCGAUGUGUUGUGCAUUCUGAGAUACUAUUCUGCUCACUACAAUUGUACAGAGUGGUUUUCUGAGGUUUUUUUUUUUUUUUUUUUUUGGCACCAUUCUUAGUAAACUCUAGAGACUGUUGUGCAUGAAAAUUUCAGGAGAUCAGCAGUUACAGAAAUACUCAAACCAGCCUGUCUGGCACCAACAAUCAUGCCACGGUCGAAAUCAUUGAGAUAAAACAUUUUCCCCAUUCUGAUGGUUGAUGUGAACAUUAACUGAAGCUCCUGAACUGUAUCUGCAGGAUUUUAUGCAUUGCACUGCUGCCACACGAUUGGCUGAAUAGAUAAUCAAAUGAAUAUGUUGUAUAUGUGUUCCUAAUAAAGUGCUCAGUGAGUUUACAAUUAUUUUGAAAAAAAUAUUAAAUAAGUGUAUUUUUUGGAGAUUUAUUUAUUUUAAAUAUGUACACAUAUACAGUUUAUCUAUUCUGAAUAAUCUUCACUAAUACCUCUCUUCACUUUUUUGGGUGUGUGGACGGUGGGCGAAAUUAUUUUAUAUUUUGAACCUUGUAACACAAAAUGCCUUUUCUAAAACUUUUAAUUUUGGAUAAAUAUAAUAUAAAUGUACACACUCAAGAUGUUUCUUUCAUGAUUAUUGGAGAUAUUUGAGAUGGCAGACAAGAUAAAAAAUAAAAAACAAUUAUGUCAAUGGAUCAAAGACUGGAAUAGGGCCCCCAGUGUGGUAAACAUACAGAAUGUUAAGUCACUUUCCCCCAGGUUUGUGUUUUAGAUUGCAUAGAACAAACUUUUUAAAUUUGUCACGUGUCCAAAUUCUGAGAGAGAUUCUGAGAUAGAGACUGGACUAUCUUUUUGUCAAACCAAUUGAAGACAGGGGUGAGUGUUUGGGAAAUCUGUUUGAAAUCAGUCAUUAUUUUUGCAUUUCCAUUUAGUGAUUCAACAGUAUAGUGGUGCAGAAAUCACACAUUCCC